AUGUCUGAACUACACAAGAAAUACUUCUGUCCGCGAUUAUUGGACUAUAUUGUAAUCACUGGAAGUCGGAAUCCCAAUAAUAACAACAAUGUGGCUCAAACUCCAGAACUCUUACGUAGAUAUCCAUUAGAAGAUCAUAAAGACUUCCCUCUACCAACUGAUGUUAUAUUUUUCUGUCAACCUGAGGGAUGUAUCAGUGUGGGACCAAAACGUAUGAGUCUUCGAGAAACAACCUCCUUCGUGUUCACAUUAACUGAAAAAGAUUCUGGAAUUGUACGAUAUGGAAUUUGUGUAAAUUUCUUCAGACCUUUUGAAAAACGAAGCCAUACUACCAGUGUUGAUUGGCAAAACAAGGAACGUAACUCUAGUUUAGCCAGUACACAUUCCGUGGACACUGUGAGUUCUACUGAAAGUGAUAAACCUAAAUCUCCACGAGCACGACGGAAGGGUGGCCCAUCUUGUCGUGUUCGAAACAAUACAUUAACUUCAUUGUGUAUAGUCAGUCAUCAUCCAUUCUUUUCCACAUUCCGUGAAUGCUUAUUUAUUUUAAGAAGACUUAUUGAUGCAUGCCAUGACAGAAGCUGUGUUCGUAGAAUUGGUGGUUCAAAAGGAGCAACAAGGGACACUGUUUGGGGUGUUUUAACCGGCCAAUGUAGUGAUAAUAUUACCUCAUUAGUUAUGCAUGAUGUUCGUGAAAUAGAGACAUGGAUUUUACGUUUAUUAAGUGCACCUGUACCAGUCCCUGGUAAAACUAGAGUGGAGGUACACAUUUUACCAAAAGAUCUACAAGCACCAUUGUUAUUUGCCCUACCAGACAAUACACGGUUUACUCUGAUAGACUUCCCUCUUCAUUUACCAUUAGAAUUACUAGGUGUUGAUACAUGUCUUAAAGUUCUUACUGCUGUUAUGUUGGAACACAAGGUUAUUUUACAGUCUCGAGACUAUAAUGCGUUAUCAAUGAGUGUUAUGGCGUUUGUUUAUAUGUUAUAUCCGUUAGAAUACAUGUUUCCUGUUAUACCGUUAUUACCUACGUGUAUGUCCUCUGCUGAACAGCUGUUAUCAGCACCCACACCAUAUUUAAUUGGAGUACCAGCCAGCUUCUUUCUGUAUAAAAAGGGUUUUCUUUUACCAGAAGAUAUUUGGAUUGUUGACCUUGAUUCAAAUAAAAUUCACCCUCCUAGUAAAGCUGAACCCUUGCCAAGUUUACCAGAUCCUGAAGGGGCUGUAUUAAAAACUCAUCUAAAACAGGCAUUAGCCAGCAUGAGCAUGACUCCACAGCCUAUUAAAAAUCUUGAUGCCUUGGCUCAGAAUGCUGAGAUAUGGCAACGAAGAGAAAGUUUUUCUUCUCAGACUGGCUUCAACCCGUUGAUUUAUGGUAAUGAUGUUGAUUCAGUGGAUGUAGCAACCAGAGUAGCCAUGAUUCGAUUUUUCAACUCAAGCAAUAUCUUAGGGAAUUUCUGUGAACAUACGCGCACAUUACGUUUGUAUCCCCGACCAGUAGUGGCCUUUCAGUUGUACAGUUUUCUUAAAUCUCGUCAAGUUAGAACACAUUUUUCAGUUCGUCUUGCCAGAACACAGGCUGUUGAAUACUAUGCAGAAUGGUCAUUAAGUCCUCAGAAUUUAGUGUAUUUACGAGUGCAUACAGGAGUAUAUGACCCCUCACUAAUCGGUGAUAAACCAAAAUGGUAUGCUCAUCAACUACAGUCAGUAGAAUUCCAUGUUUAUGACCCAAAUUCUAGUCUUAGUGCAGCAUUAAAUUCUGUCUCUGAUGUCUUGAGUGAUGAAAUACCAACAGAUGAGAGUGGAAGUGAUAGUGAGGGAGCUGAAAGUACUAGUUCAUCUUAUUCAUCAUUAAGUGAUUUUGUAACUGAUAUGGUUAAUAGUGAAAUAGAUGGCGAAACACCAGCUGCCUUUAUACCAGAAAAUCAGAUCUUGGCUGUAGAUGAAUCGAAAGUUUUUACACCACCUGAUAAACUGCAUGUACCUGAUGUUAAUGCUACUAACAGUGACUCAGCUCUAUCACUUCCUGAAGAUAGUGAUGUGAGUUCUUCAGCAUCUUCCAGUCCAACUUAUAGUGAUAACAUUCCACGAUCAGAGAGAGAGGACAAGGAUUUAGAGGAUAUAAAAAUUCUGUUGGGUGCAGUUCUUCCAGGACCUUCAGAAGCUCCAAGGAGUCCUAAAUUACCUUCCUUUACAAAGAGUACCAAUUCUGCAUUUGAUGUUUAUGAGAAACCAAAACCAUUAUUAGCAUUGAUUCCACCCAAUCCAAACAUGAUGAGAGCUCAACGAGGCAGUGUGUCCAGUAGUUCCAGUACUUCAACAACUAAAGGAAAUCUUCGUGUUCCAAAUAUCAGUGACCAUGAGUCAGACAGGUCCUCUUCACCAUCAUCAAUAAUAUCAACUAUUAGUAAUGAAUUAACAGAUAUGGCUCAAUCAGCUACUCAUACCAUGUCUGAACUAUUUGGUAAUGGUAACAAUUCAAAUAAACCUCAAUCUAAACCAUUUACUCCUUUAGGUAAGCUUAUAUACUUCUUGAUUUACCAAUUACUUCACAUUUAUGCGUCAGUAGAGAAAUCAGGUUUAGUCAAACAGUCGUCAAUAGGAAAGAAACCAAAAGAACCAUCUCCUAAACCAUCACCAACUGAUUCCAGAAGUUCUUCUAAUAGUGAAAACCAGCAAUUCCUAAAGGAUGUAGUGAAUAAUGUAAUGGAAGGACAAGGUACAAGUUGGUUAAAGAUGGGACGUGUUAAAACCUUAAUGGAGGAUGAAAACUAUCGUAACUUUGUUGUUAGUAGAUUAAAUAAAAAUUUAGAUAAAAAAGUCACUGAUGAAUCUCUUCAUAUUGAUGAUGUGUGUGUUUCUCGUCAAGUAUUUAAAGGAAUGUUAGCCAUGUUAAAAGCUAUCAUUCAUGGUUUAGAAAAAACAUUCCAGAAUCACGGUUUAGGUGGCACUGCCAGUGCUUAUAUGGUAUUAGAAAUAGCACAUACACAUUAUUGGUAUAGAGAACCUGCACUGUAUAAAAGCGAAUCAAGCUUAACACCUGAUGUAAGUGGAAAACCUGAUCAUAAAAAAUAUUUUAACUUAAGAUCUCCAGUAAUAGUGAAUGGUGACGAAUACGAGAAUAUUGAAAUACAUCCAGACGUAAAUCUGAAUAUGAGAUCAUUAGACAAUGUUCAAGGAUCACGACAAGACCAAAAUCGCAAUGUACAUAAGCAUUCAUGUGAUAUAAUAGUGACAGAUCAUGACAUUCCCAGUGCCAAUACGCGGUCAGGAGAUAUGUUACAUGAAAUGGUCAAGAAUAAAGAACUGAUAAAGGCUAGUCGAUUAGAUAAGAUUAGUAGUGUAGAUUCAGAGAUGUCUGAUGCCAGUACCCUAGUCAGUACCUGUUCUGAUGAUGAGAGGAAGAAAUCCAGGAUUAACCAUCAUUCUAUUAAAAGUUCUAUGUCUGAUAGUGAAGCAGAUCCUAGUGGGGUAAGUUAUUUUUUUGAUGAACUCUUCAUUUUACAUAGUUUGGAGUUAUAUGUUGAGAGUAAACUAAUCAGUACUUCUACCACAACUAAUACUGAAACUGGCAGAACUUUUCUUUUUGAAGGUUUAUUAGGAAAGGAAAGAAGCAGGUUGUGGGAUCAAAUGCAGUUUUGGGAAGAUGUAUUUUUAGAUGCUGUAGCUCAGGAAAGAGACAUUAUUGGAAUGGAUCAAAGUCCUUCAGAAAUGAUGGAUAGGUAUGCUUCACUUGGUGAUAUGGAGAGAAAACGACUUGAACAUGAUGAAGAUAAAAUAUUAGCUACUAUAUUGUUUAAUUUAGUUAGUUUUAUGGUGAUGUUACGUGUUAAUAAAACAGAAAUUAAGAAGAAGAGUCGUAGAUUGUUGGGAAAAUCUCAUAUUGGUUUGAUACAUAGUCAAGAAGUUAAUAAUCUACUGGACCAAAUCACUAUGCUGCAUGGAAAUGACAUUGAUUUAAAACCAAUCUGUAGUAGACAGAUGCAGAAACAAUCAUUUACUGUCCAUUGGGGAACAGAUAAUACUGGAGAUAUGUUAUUUAUGGAGGUAUGUGAUGAUUGUUUAUUAUUAAGAAGUGUAACAGGUUCUAUACAUGACCGAUGGUGGUUUGAGAAGCUAGUCAAUAUGACUUAUUGUCCUAAAACUAAAGUCUUAUGUCUGUGGAGAAAGAAUGGUGAAAAGGUUCAGCUUAAUCAGUUUUACACUAAAAAGUGUAAAGAAUUGUAUUUCUGUGUGAAGGAAGCUAUGGAGAAAGCAGCAGCAAGAAACAGUGGCAAACUUCCUGGUCCUGAACUUGGUGGAGAAUUCCCUGUUCAAGAUUUAAAAAGUGGACAAGGGGGAUUACUCCAAGUUUGUAUGGAGGGAAUUGGUCUCCUGCUGGCAAACAGCAAGUUCUUUAUUGAGCUAGCGCAUAUCAGGAAAUGUUUCACGUUGAAGGGAGGUAUUUUUGUGCUAGAGGAAUUUGAUACCAAAAAUAAAAAAAUAAUUCAGCACAAAUUCAAAUCCAGAAUGGCUGACCAAAUGUGUUAUGCAGUUUUAUGUUUAUUUUCUUAUGUAGCAGCCGGAGUCGAGCAAAAGAAACAACAACCUCAACAAACAUCAUCCUGA
Molecule: messenger RNA, 4608 nt
Organism: Lottia gigantea (owl limpet)
Lineage: Eukaryota; Metazoa; Mollusca; Gastropoda; Lottiidae
Exons: 29
Coding region: 1-4608 (1535 amino acids)
Biological process (GO): regulation of Rab protein signal transduction; regulation of apoptotic process
Cellular component (GO): cytosol
Molecular function (GO): guanyl-nucleotide exchange factor activity
Source: RefSeq, a predicted model, not a curated record